AUGAUCCUCAUCUUCGUCGGCCUUCCUAUCCUGUUUUCCGUAUCAAGGAUCUACGGGGCUUCGAGUCAAUCCGGUGAUUCUAUCCGGAUGCAGACGACCCGUGACGAACCUGACGCAGCUGGAAGUCCCCUGUUUGGCCACGAGGUUCCCGGUCGGGGUGUCAAGCAUGCUGCCCCGCCCGCAGAUCAUGAGGCACGGAAAGGGCGUUCAGAGAACCUGUCCACAGCCAGUUCCAUCGAGAGGGAGGCUCUGGCGACACAAGGAACCUUGUGGGGCACGCCCCAGCCAGAAGAGCGCUGCUUGGGAUUCGAGAAAAGGCUCUAUACUGCGAGGUUGCGAGCAUCUUCCCUCCUCUCAGACGGGAGACGGGUCUGCGAGAGGAUGCCUAUUACUAUCCGUGGGGUCACCAUCAAUCAGCCAGACAGCUGUCAACGCCGAUGGCCAUUCGGUCAGGUAACGGGUUACUGGAUGGUCGAGGAUAAGGGGUGCAGUGCACAAUGGAGCAAGUUCAACGACAAGGGGUGUAUCAAUAAAGGAGUACGGCUUGUCUCGGCACGUCUUCUUGGGGUAAAGGCCAACGAGGACCGGAAGGCCAUAUGUGAAAGCAUGCCGGCUAUGAUUCGCAAAAAGCAUUUCAAGAAACCACACACAUGUCACGAGGGAUUCUGGGGGUAUUACGGCCAAUGGGAAGUCGAUGAUCCUGCAUGCUAA
This is a messenger RNA of Coprinopsis cinerea okayama7#130, 711 nucleotides long. RefSeq lists its product as hypothetical. The coding region runs from base 1 to 711 and encodes 236 amino acids. The record is from RefSeq and is a predicted model, not a curated record. NCBI's taxonomy places the organism in Eukaryota, Fungi, Basidiomycota, Agaricomycetes, Agaricales, Psathyrellaceae. The transcript has 5 exons.